This is a messenger RNA of Notolabrus celidotus (New Zealand spotty), 5066 nucleotides long. Its product is annotated as polyhomeotic-like protein 3. The record is from RefSeq and is a predicted model, not a curated record. Bases 639 to 4412 code for a protein of 1257 amino acids. The transcript has 11 exons. Gene Ontology annotation, molecular function: protein binding; zinc ion binding. Lineage: Eukaryota; Metazoa; Chordata; Actinopteri; Labriformes; Labridae. Gene Ontology annotation, cellular component: nucleus; PRC1 complex.
GCCUCUGCCUCUCUGUGAAAUCUGCCUUCCAUUGCAUUUCUCCACCAGCGGACUAGCCAGGCCCCUCGCAGCUGCUGCUACACUGGGGCCCCGAGCCGGGCUGAUUCCCCCCGCAGACCCGGCAGGUGUGACUCUGGAGCUCCAUCGGAGACCUGCCUGGAAACCACGCCGCUCCGGAUGCAGGAUAUUCGGACUGCUCCUCGGGAGAAGCCCCGGGGUGUGCUGGAACCAUAAUCAAAGUGCGACACACUGUCUCUCUCUCUCACACACACCAGCCCCAUCACACAGGGGCCUUUCCUGCACUGUAACUUUGCGUGCUUGCCUCUCUGUGGAGGGGGGGGGGACAGAUCCUCGGAGGUGAGGCUGCUCGGAUCAUUAUCCGGGGGAGCGUGACGCGCUCUCCACAGCAGCUCCUGCGCUGUCAGACGAGGAAGUGAGGCUUCAAACACACGCCCAUUCCUGCCUGUCGAAGAAGCCCACAGCCGUUCAUCAGAUAACAGCAACAGACUUUACAAACAUGCGGUCUCUGUCAGAUGGACUACACCGGGACUGACCUGCAGGACGACGCGUAAUCAGGGGCUCCUAAACGCAGCGUUCUGAUGUACUUCCUGUGUUCCAGUCUACGUCAGUGUUGAAGGAUGGACCGGGAGCUGCUGCGUCAGAACCAAUCAGAACACGGCGAUGCCACCAACGGAACCAGCCCUCAGACUUCCACCACCACGGCCGACCCCUCCACCCCCACAACCCCGACCCCUCCCCGGCUCACCCCCAACCCUAUGCUCCUGGACUCCCCUGCUCCCACGCUGACGCCCACCACCUCCUCCCCUCCCCCGCCUCUCACCCCUGCUCCCUCCAUCACCACGACCCACGUCCCAAAGGCGGCGUCGGCUCCAUCCCCCCACGUCCUCGUCCCCGCUCCGCCUAAACUCACCUCUACCGCCACCCCUGCCCUCCGCACCUACUCGCGCCCCAUCCUCCCCUCCCCGGCAGGCGUCUCCAAAACAUCUCCAUCCUCCUCUUUCCUCCCUCCUUCCUCUUCCUCCCCUGUUGUAGCCAGCACCACAUCGCCACUCCCUCCUCCUCCUCCUUCUUCUUCUUCUUCUUCUUCUUCUUCUUCCUCUUCUACUUCUUCUUCCACAACGCACAGCGCCACCAUGGCAUCCAAGACCUCCACCAGCCUGACCAAUGGGAACACAAGGCCUGUUUCCACGUCAACCUCCACACCCAUCAAGCCCUUCCACACACCAGCCAGCCCGCCUGGCCGACAGGUAUCUCAGGCUCAUCCUGUGGGCACACCUGGUCUUGUGAGAGCCAAUCAGAGCCCGUCUCCUGUCAGGCAGAGGGUAUCCCAGCAGACCUUGCUCCUGGGGAAAGGUCUCAAAGGGUCUGGCCAAGACCAGGUGCUGCUCAGAGCUCAGAUGCUCCAGAGUCUCACCCUGAGGCCUCCUCCCCCCGGGGCCCUCACCAUCCCUCCAUCCCUCCGCUUAAAGCCCCCCUCCUCAGCCCCGCCUCCCCUCUCUCGCCCUCACGCCCCUCUCUUCCCACCUCUCAGGCCGCGACCGCAGCCCAGCACCACGGCAACCGAGAGCCCGACCACGCCUAGCCGCCACCUCUCCGUCCCUCCGCCAACUCUGUACUCUCCGGUCCGAGCCGUCCCUCUGAGACCCAGACUUCACUCUCCAAACGGCCACAGAGUGACGUCACCGAGGCAAAACUCCACCCUCCAAGCGAUCGCUGCUGCCCCCGUCAGUCAGGCGUCCUCCAUCUGCAGGCCGCUGUCCGGACUCAAGACGUGUCCGUUAGCUCAAACCAUGCUCGGGCCCAGCCAAUCACAGCACAGCUCGUUAUCAGUGACCAACCCGAUGUCUGUUUCCUCCCAUUUCGAGCGCUCGCCUUCUGCGGCGAGGCAGCUGCAAAUCAUCGCCCUCUCCUCAGGCCGCCAGACGAAACCCGGCACCUACGCCCACACUGUGCAGUCAACGCCCCCCAUCCUAGAGUCCCCGGACCUGUCCAGCCAAUCAAAGAGGACUCUGAGCGGCGAAGAUGUGCUUCCUCUUCCUCUCAACCCAACGUUGCCAAAAAAUACCUCUCCUCUGCCCUCGCCUCCGUCCCUCCUGAGUCCAGCAUCCCCUCCGAGUCAGCUGGGUCCUCACGUUCAGAUCCUGAGCCAGAAAAAAGAGGCGAAGGAGAGCGAGGAGCAGAGGGAGAGACCAAGAGGGGUGAGACAAGGGAUCAGAGAGGAGGUGGGCGGAGGGAAAGAUCUGAAGACGGUGCAGAAAGACGACCAAAGAGGGAGAGAGAAGGACGAGAAACCGAGGCUUCCACCGGAGACAGACGGAAACCUGGUCCGCCAGAAACUCACACACGAAGCAGAGCGAGGCCGAGAGAGCGAGGACAUGGAAGUGACGGAGGAAGGGGAGAGUGACAGAGCGAGGGAGGAGAAAGAGAGAGGGGAGGAGAAAAAGAUGGAGGAGGAAGAGGAAGAAGAGACAGCUAUGGACCAGUCUGAGAACUGGACCAGUCAGAUUCUCCAUCAGCACCAGAACAAGGAUCCAAACCCAAAGCCAGACACCGUUAAAGACUCCGGCGUGGAACUGAAAUCCAUCAAGGGGCUCGGUUCUGCUCCAGCUCCAGUCCCAGUGACAGCACCAGUACCCAGUCCAGUCCCAGAGGUCUCUGUCCACAGUCAGAGACUUCCAGAGAUCUCUAUGCACAGUCAGAGACUCCCAGAGGUCUCUAUCCACAGUCAGAGACUCCCAGAGGUCUCUAUCCACAAUCAGAGACUCCCAGAGGUCUCUGUCCACAGUCAGAGACUUCCAGAGGUCUCUGUCCACAGUCAGAGACUCCCAGAGGUCUCUGUCCACAAUCAGAGACUCCCUGAGGUCUCUGUCAACAAUCAGAGACUCCCUGAGGUCUCUGUCCAUAAUCAGAGACUUCCAGAGGUCUCUGUCCACAGUCAGAGACUUCCAGAGGUCUCUGUCCACAGUCAGAGACUCCCUGAGGUCUCUGUCCAAAGUCAGAGACUCCCUGAGGUCUCUGUCAAUAAUCAGAGACUCCCUGAGGUCUCUGUCCACAAUCAGAGACUCCCUGAGGUCUCUGUCCACACUCAGAGACUCCCAGAGUCUCAUCGGGACCUCCAGCCGGUCAGCCAGGAGGACUUCUGCGAGAACAUGUCAACGCAAUCCGACAACCAGUCAGCGCUGUCCAGCCUCUCCUCUCAGUCUCCACCCUCCUCGCCUUUCAUCACUCCAUCCGCUGAGCAUCCUCCCCCCCUCCUCCCCGCUCAGACCGCCCACCCAACCGACCUCAGCCUAUCACAGCGCGAGACUGAGAAGGCGGACAAAACGACCACAGACACAGAAACGUCGCAGCACCUCACCGAGGCCGAACCUCUCGGCCAAUCAGAGGACGAGUCGGACGUCUUCAGCCCGUCGCUGAACAGCCCGUGGGAGCCGAGGGCGUGGCCUGAGGGGCGGCAGGUCCUGACUCACCUGGUGGAGGGGUUCGUGAUACAGGAGGGGCUGCAACCUUUCCCUGUGAACCGCUCGUCCCUCCUCGUUCCAGAGCAGGUGACCAAACCCAAGGAAGUGAACGGGACCAAUGGGAAGGCAGCGUCACCUGUGUCAGACACGGUGAAGAAAUCUGAACACUCCACAGAGUCGGAGGAGGAGGAGACCGGAGACCUGGAGGACCCCGGGAACAGGUCGACCCAAAGGGACCGGACGGUGCUGCACUGUCAGUUCUGUGGGAAGAGAGGCCACGCCCACAACUUCAUGCGGUCCAAACGCUUCUGCUCCACUUCCUGUGCUCGAGGGUUCAACGUUCGUCUGACGAAGCGUCUGCGGGCUCUGAGUGCAGGAAGCCGGUCGGAGAGGCCACGCCCAGUCCUGAACAGGGCGGAGUCAGUUCCAGGGAAACCUCUGUUACUGCGGCUGCCUCGGGACCUUUGGAGCGCCGGCCGUCGAGAAAAGGAUGGAAAGGAGAAACCAGCGGCUGCAGAAGAAGAGGAAGAUGAGGAGGAGGAGGUGGACAUGGAGGCAGGAGCUGAGGAUGAGGGUGAGGAAGAGGACGGAGGGGAGGAGGAUCCAGCGGUUGCCAUGUCGGCCCGGAUGGAGCGCCGGGCGGCCCGCAGAGCGAGGAGGGCGUCUGCACCUGCUCUGACCUCCUCAGCGCCCACCACACCCACAACCACGUUCAAACCCGCCCCCUCCCAGUGGAGCGUGGAGGAGGUGACGGCCUUCAUACACACCCUGCCAGGCUGCAGCGACGUGGCCGAGGCGUUCCGGCUGCAGGAGAUCGACGGUCAGGCUCUGCUGCUGCUCACCGAGGACCACCUGAUGACCAGCAUGAACAUCAAACUGGGACCAGCUCUCAAGAUCUGCGCUCACAUCAACUCGCUGAAAAACCAGUGAGCGACGAGCAGAGAGGAAAACCAAGAGACAGUGGAAGGGGAACGUGGAACUCUGAGGAGAAUUAGAUUCAAAAUCAAAAGCUGACACCAAGGAUGACAGAACAAAGUCACAAAAAGAGCUGAAGGUAAUUUAUGAGAUUCAAAAUCGAGGAGUGGCCUUAGAGGACGUCAAAGAAGAAGAAGAAGAAGCGUGAAGACACCAGAGUCCAGAGGAAAUGUCAUCGUUUUUUUUGUCCCUCUGACCGUAGCAGGAGAGCGGGGGGGUUUUGUAACUUUGUGUACAUUUUACAUGCAGCUGGAGAGUGUACAUUUGAAGCUAUUUCAUGAAGGAUUUUCAACAUUUAAUAUAUAAAAUUUGUCUAUUUAGUUUUUUUAGAACGUGACGUUGAUGACAAAUCUAUCCAGUAGCUAACAUAACCCGUGUGUGUAAAAAAAAACAACAAUAAUAAUGAUGAUGAUGAUGAUGAUGAUGAUGAUGAUAGGUAGACUUUGUAAGUGAUUAAUGAAAGUUUAAUGUUUUAUAUCACUAUAUUCUGGACAAACAUGUCUGUGGAUUAAAAAAAGUCACUAUCAGGGUAGAGACUGGUGUCUUUAAUCGUCACAUUUUUAUGGUAUCCUGCUUGAAAUUAUUUAAUAAAUGAAUAAUUAAUCAAAA